AUGACUACAGCAUCGAUAAACUCUGUGACACGGCAAAUCGCCGCUCUCGAGAUUUCCAACAAGAAACAAGGAGGAGGGAUUAGCAGCUCCUCAUCGUCAUCAUCUUCCUUCCGACCAGGACACACGAAGCAACCCAGCGGCACGAACGUAGCAAAACUUCUCACUAAAUUCAGCGCUCCCAAUCCCUACACCAACUCGUCUAAACCGACCGCUUCGUCCUCAUUGCGAAACCUAAACCAAAACCAGGCUUCUGGAACCUCGUCGUCGUCGUCGUCGUCGUCGUCGUCGCAGCAAUCGUCCAAGUCGUCCUCGAGAAGCCAGACCACGCAGCCGCUUGAUAUCGGAAGCUAUGACGGGGGUUUGGAAACCGAGAACGAGAAGCGAGGGGAGAAAGUGUACGGCGAAGCCGCUCAAGACCUCGCAUUAGACUCUAGCGUCAAUGGGAAAAACCCCACCCGCGAAUGGACGCUGCACGACUUUGAAAUGGGGCGUCCCCUGGGCAAAGGCAAAUUCGGGCGCGUCUACAUGGUCCGCACCAAAUGCGAACCGCGGUACAUCCUCGCCCUCAAAACCCUCUACAAAUCCGAGAUCGUCCAGUCCCGCGUCGAGAAGCAGAUCCGUCGUGAAAUUGAAAUCCAGCAGAACUUGCGACACCCGAACGUACUCCGGUUGUAUGGCUACUUCCACGACGAGAAGCGUAUCUUUUUGAUGUUGGAGUUUGCUGGGAAGGGAGAGUUGUACAAGCAAUUGUCCAAGUAUGGUCAUUUCUCGGAGCGGAGGAGUGCGAGGUAUAUCUAUCAGAUGGCGGAUGCGUUGAUUUAUCUGCAUAGCAAGCACGUUAUUCAUCGGGAUAUCAAGCCGGAGAACUUGCUGCUUGGGAUUAAUGGCGAGCUGAAGAUUGGAGAUUUUGGGUGGAGUGUGCAUGCGCCGGGGAAUAGGAGGAUGACGCUGUGUGGGACGUUGGAUUAUUUGCCGCCGGAGAUGGUGGAGGGGAAGGAGCAUAGUGAGCGGGUGGAUUAUUGGGCGCUGGGUGUUCUCACUUAUGAGUUCUUGGUUGGUGCUCCGCCGUUUGAAGAUAAGAACAGUGUGAAUAAUACCUAUCGCCGUAUUGCGAGAGUCGAUCUCAAGUUCCCUUCCUACCUCUCUCCUGAAGUCAAGGACCUCAUUGCCAAGCUCCUGCAACACGACCCUUCCAAACGUCUUGCUCUGACCGAAGUCAUCCGUCAUCCCUGGCUCAUCAAGCACCGCGCUAUCCCGACCUCAUAA
Molecule: messenger RNA, 1266 nt
Organism: Coprinopsis cinerea okayama7#130
Lineage: Eukaryota; Fungi; Basidiomycota; Agaricomycetes; Agaricales; Psathyrellaceae
Product: other/AUR protein kinase
Exons: 4
Coding region: 1-1266 (421 amino acids)
Biological process (GO): mitotic spindle organization; protein phosphorylation; regulation of cytokinesis
Cellular component (GO): spindle midzone; spindle microtubule; chromosome passenger complex
Molecular function (GO): protein kinase activity; ATP binding
Source: RefSeq, a predicted model, not a curated record